Messenger RNA from Thunnus maccoyii (southern bluefin tuna), 875 nucleotides. Its product is annotated as major histocompatibility complex class I-related gene protein-like. Gene Ontology annotation, cellular component: external side of plasma membrane. Lineage: Eukaryota; Metazoa; Chordata; Actinopteri; Scombriformes; Scombridae. The transcript is spliced from 4 exons. The record is from RefSeq and is a predicted model, not a curated record. The coding region runs from base 90 to 875 and encodes 261 amino acids. Gene Ontology annotation, biological process: immune response.
AUCCAGCCAAUAACAGCAGAAGGUGUAGAUCUUCUGUUUUGGUGUGUGUGGAUCAGUGUGUCUCUGUGGUGAAGAUGUGAUAUCAACUGAUGAUAACUGACUGUGCUGAGAUCUCACUCUGGUUUACUGCAGUCUGUGUCUCUGUCUCUCUCUCAGGUGUCUACAUUUUCCAGGUUAUGGCUGGCUGUGAAUUGGAUGAUGAGACUGAAGAGAUUACUAGUUUUGUUCAGGUUGGUUAUGAUGGAGAAGACUUCUCAUCAUUUGACCUGAAGACACUGAGAUGGAUCGCUUACAAACCAGAAGCUGUCAUUAUUGAACGCAAGUGGACGAGUUCCAACACUGGAGAGUUGAAGAACUUCCUCACCAGCCUUUGCCCUCAGGGGAUGUACAAGAGUCUGGACUAUGGGAAGAACUCUCUCAUGAGAACAGAGUUUCCCUCAGUGUCUCUCCUCCAGAAGACUCCCUCCUCUCCAGUCAGCUGCCACGCUACAGGUUUCUACCCUCACAGAGCCAAGAUGUUCUGGAGGAAAGAUGGAGAGGAGCUUCAUGAGGACGUGGAACACGGAGAGAUCCUCCCCAACCACGACGGAUCAUUUCAGAUGAGUGUUGAUCUGAACCUUUCAUCAGUCACACCUGAAGACUGGAGGAGGUACGAAUGUGUGUUUCAACUCUCUGGUGCAAAGAACGACAUCGUCACCAAACUGGACAAAAAAGUGAUCAGAACCAACUGGGGUAAGACUGGACUGACCAUCCCCAUCAUCACUGCAGUGGCUGUUUUCAUCAUUGCUGCUUUUGGAGUCACAGUUUACAUAAAGAAGAAAAAUGUUAAGGGUUAUGCAUUUUUGAUGAUGCUGAUCUCAUCACUGGACAAUUAA